AUGAAACCUGACCCUGGAUAUUCUAACAGCCCACAGGGCUUUCAGAUGAAACCUGACCCUGGAUAUUCUAACAGCCCACAGGGCUUUCAGAUGAAACCUGACCCUGGAUAUUCUAACAGCCCACAGGGCUUUCAGAUGAAACCUGACCCUGGAUAUUCUAACAGCCCACAGGGCUUUCAGAUGAAACCUGACCCUGGAUAUUCUAACAGGCCACAGGGCUUUCAGAUGAAACCUGACACUGGAUAUUCUAACAGCCCACAGGGCUUUCAGAUGAAACCUGAUCCUGGUUAUUCUAACAGCCCACAGGGCUUUCAGAUGAAACCUGACACUGGAUAUUCUAACAGGCCACAGGGCUUUCAGAUGAAACCUGACCCUGGAUAUUCUAACAGCCCACAGGGCUUUCAGAUGAAACCUGACCCUGGAUAUUCUAACAGCCCACAGGGCUUUCAGAUGAAACCUGACCCUGGAUAUUCUAACAGCCCACAGGGCUUUCAGAUGAAACCUGACCCUGGAUAUUCUAACAGCCCACAGGGCUUUCAGAUGAAACCUGACCCUGGAUAUUCUAACAGCCCACAGGGCUUUCAGAUGAAACCUGACCCUGGAUAUUCUAACAGCCCACAGGGCUUUCAGAUGAAACCUGACACUGGAUAUUCUAACAGCCCACAGGGCUUUCAGAUGAAACCUGAUCCUGGUUAUUCUAACAGCCCACAGGGCUUUCAGAUGAAACCUGACACUGGAUAUUCUAACAGGCCACAGGGCUUUCAGAUGAAACCUGACCCUGGAUAUUCUAACAGCCCACAGGGCUUUCAGAUGAAACCUGACCCUGGAUAUUCUAACAGCCCACAGGGCUUUCAGAUGAAACCUGACCCUGGAUAUUCUAACAGCCCACAGGGCUUUCAGAUGAAACCUGACCCUGGAUAUUCUAACAGCCCACAGGGCUUUCAGAUGAAACCUGAUCCUGGUUAUUCUAACAGCCCACAGGGCUUUCAGAUGAAACCUGACCCUGGAUAUUCUAACAGCCCACAGGGCUUUCAGAUGAAACCUGAGCCUGGAUAUUCUAACAGCCCACAGGGCUUUCAGAUGAAACCUGAGCCUGGUUAUUCUAACAGCCCACAGGGCUUUCAGAUGAAACCUGACCCUGGAUAUUCUAACAGCCCACAGGGCUUUCAGAUGAAACCUGACCCUGGUUAUUCUAACAGCCCACAGGGCUUUCAGAUGAAACCUGAGCCUGGAUAUUCUAACAGCCCACAGGGCUUUCAGAUGAAACCUGACCCUGGAUAUUCUAACAGGCCACGGGGCUUUCAGAUGAAACCUGAGCCUGGAUAUUCUAACAGCCCACAGGGCUUUCAGAUGAAACCUGAGGCUGGAUAUUCUAACAGCCCACAGGGCUUUCAGAUGAAACCUGACCCUGGUUAUUCUAACAGCCCAAGGGGCUUUCAGAUGAAACCUGACCCUGGUUAUUCUAACAGCCCACAGGGCUUUCAGAUGAAACCUGACCCUGGAUAUUCUAACAGCCCACAGGGCUUUCAGAUGAAACCUGACCUUGGUUAUUCUAACAGCCCACAGGGCUUUCAGAUGAAACCUGACCCUGGUUAUUCUAACAGCCCACAGGGCUUUCAGAUGAAACCUGAGCCUGGUUAUUCUAACAGCCCACAGGGCUUUCAGAAGAAACCUGACCCUGGUUAUUCUAACAGGCCACAGGGCUUUCAGAUGAAACCUGAGCCUGGUUAUUCUAACAGCCCACAGGGCUUUCAGAUGAAACCUGACCCUGGAUAUUCUAACAGCCCACAGGGCUUUCAGACGAAACCUGAGCCUGGUUAUUCUAACAGCCCACAGGGCUUUCAGAUGAAACCUGAGGGUCUUAGACCCGUGAAGUGCCCAGCCUCGACCCCAGCCUGCACCUCUCAGGGGCCUCCUACUGACCCAACCCCAGCCUGCACCGACAUCUCAGGGGCCUCCUACUGCCCCAACCCCAGCCUGCACCUCUCAGGGGCCUCCUGCUGCCCCAACCCCAGCCUGCACCGACAUCUCAGGGGCCUCCUACUGACCCAACCCCAGCCUGCACCUCUCAGGGGCCUCCUACUGACCCAACCCCAGCCUGCACCGACAUCUCAGGGGCCUCCUGCUGCCCCAACCUCAGAGGGAUGA
This is a messenger RNA of Salvelinus namaycush (lake trout), 2148 nucleotides long. RefSeq names its product extensin-2-like. Bases 1 to 2148 code for a protein of 715 amino acids. NCBI's taxonomy places the organism in Eukaryota, Metazoa, Chordata, Actinopteri, Salmoniformes, Salmonidae. The record is from RefSeq and is a predicted model, not a curated record. The transcript is spliced from 2 exons.